CACCUCAUGGCAGCUUUCAACCUCACCCCCUCUGACCCUUCAACAUUCAUCUUAAUGGGCAUCCCUGGCCUGGAAGCUGCUCACAUCUGGAUUUCCAUCCCUUUCUCUAUGUUCUACAUUAUCGGCCUGUUGGGAAAUUUCACUGUUCUGUUUGUUAUAGGCAAAGAGCAGACCCUGCACAAGCCGAUGUACCUGCUGCUCUGCAUGCUGGCGCUCACAGAAAUCAGCAUAUCUACCUCUGUCGUGCCAAAGGCAGUGUGUAUAUUUUGCUUCAAUUUUAAGGGCAUUACUGUGGGUGGCUGCCUCGCCCAGAUGUUCUUCCUUCAUGCGGGCUCUAUGAUGCACUCAGCUGUCCUCGUGACAAUGGCCUUCGAUCGCUAUGUUGCCAUAUGUAAACCUCUGAGAUAUACCACCAUCCUCACCAAUGCACGAAUAGCUAUGCUAGGGCUCGUGGGUUUGAUAAGAGCUGUUCUCUUCAUUCUGCCCAUGCCCCUGCUCCUGAUCAGGCAGCCAUUCUGUGUCAACCACAUUAUUCCCCAUACGUACUGCGACCACAUGGCUAUAGCAAAGAUGUCAUGUGGGGACAUCACAGUCAAUAGGCUGUAUGGCUUGGUGGUAGCCUUUGUCUUCAUUGGGUCAGACCUAAUGCUCAUUGCCCUGUCCUAUGGUCUGAUCAUCAGGGCUGUCCUCAGGAUCUCCUCUAAGAAAGCCCACCAGAAAGCCCUCAACACCUGCACUGCCCACAUCUGUGUGAUGUUGAUGUCUUAUCCUUUCUUCUUCUUCUCCACUCUGACACAUCGGUUCGGUCAGGGCAUCGCUCCCUACGUUCACAUCAUAUUGGCCAACCUCUAUUGCCUAAUCCCCCCCAUGCUGAACCCUAUCAUUUAUGGGGCCAAAACCAAAGAGCUUUGUGACAAAGUGGGCAAAUACACCUGUAUAAGGUGA
Molecule: messenger RNA, 945 nt
Organism: Emys orbicularis (European pond turtle)
Lineage: Eukaryota; Metazoa; Chordata; Testudines; Emydidae
Product: olfactory receptor 52P1-like
Exons: 1
Coding region: 7-945 (312 amino acids)
Biological process (GO): G protein-coupled receptor signaling pathway
Cellular component (GO): plasma membrane
Molecular function (GO): olfactory receptor activity; G protein-coupled receptor activity
Source: RefSeq, a predicted model, not a curated record